UCCUACCCAGGAAUCAAACCUGUGGCCUUUAGGUUACAGUACCAGUUCCUUACCCAUUAUACCACAUUGCCACCCCCCGAUCUCAGGUCCCGACCUCAUUUCCGUGGAUCACGGCUGGGAAUCAGUUCUGGGCUGUGGUGGUGGUAGUGGAGGAAGGGUGGAAGGGAAGGCUGGGGGCGGUUCACAGCUUGGACAGGUCCCGCGUCUCCGCCGGGGAUCCGUCUGGCUCCCGCGGAGCGGACUCCUGCCGCACAAAGGCCCCUUUGAGAGCCGCCGGCGGAGGUGCUAGAAGUGGAGACGCGGUAGGAAAAUCGGCAGCGGGGUCUGACAUAUGGGACAGACCUGUGAAAAACAAACAGCCCGAGCGGGCUCUUCUCCUCUUCCCUUGGGUCCCGGCAGAGCUGCCGGACCCGCCGACCGGAGAGGACUGCAGACACGGCUUGCAGGUAGAACCGCACGGAACCGUCCGGAAACCGGCUGUGCCAGAGCAGAGCCCAGCCCUUGUGAAACCAUGCCUCGUCUGUGUGUGAUGCUGCUGGGGUGUAUCUUCCUGCUGGGGCUCUUCUGUCUAACGGGGGCAGAGGAUGCUGGGAAGGGUGCAAGCGAGGAAGGCCAAGCAGAGACCAGGGACAAGCGCAGCAUGCCCAACUGGAGCCUGACGUCCUCCGACUUCUUCGCCUGGGUGGAGAACCUGCGAGCGCACGCCGGAUACGACCGCAUCGAGGACCUGGCGCGGACCUUCUGGGCCCACUUCCCUUCUGCCAACCAGCUGGGCUACGACACCCCGGAUUCUGAGGAGUGAAGAGCAGAUGUUAGGAUUACCCCUGUCAACACCCCCCCCCCCCCCAAAAAAAAAGGCCAGGGGUGCAGCGUGCUGUUUGAAAAAAAAUUAUAAAAAUAUACAGCUAUAAAUAUACAGAUACAUCUUCAUCCUGGUGUUUUGUAUGCAGACACCGGCCAAGUCGUCAUUGGUAAAUAAACCUGUAUAAUCACAAAUAACUAAUCUGCUUGUUAAUUGUACACCUUUUUUCAAAAACUUUGAUGAGCAGAUUUGUUUAGUUCUUUCUUAAAGCUACUAUCUUAAAAUGCUAUUGCUUUCCUGGUUUCACAAAUUGUAAGUUUGUUAAUAGCCCAGCCCAACAUUUUAGUGAUAGCUCUUCACUAUAAAAAUAAUAAUAAAUAUUAAUGGUGACAUGCAUGAAUGAGCUGCAUUGAACCACUCUGUGUCACUCUGA
This is a messenger RNA of Anguilla rostrata (American eel), 1235 nucleotides long. RefSeq names its product otospiralin 2 (gene otos2). Lineage: Eukaryota; Metazoa; Chordata; Actinopteri; Anguilliformes; Anguillidae. Bases 332 to 802 code for a protein of 156 amino acids. The record is from RefSeq and is a predicted model, not a curated record. Gene Ontology annotation, biological process: sensory perception of sound. The transcript has 4 exons.